AUGGAACGAAGCACCCUCAACUUGAGUGAAAUUUGUCGCUUCUGUCUAUCAGGCAGCGGACAACUUUUCCUGCUGUUUGGUCUGCACAAGGAUGCGGCAACGGUGAUUGAAAACGUCCGGUUACUAACGACCAUUGAGUUGUCAACUGCCGACAACGUAGACUACAAAAUCUGCGUAAAAUGUUGUACCGAUUUCGAGCAAUGUUUAAAAUUUCGUCACAAAUGCAUGAAAGCAAAUGACGAACUAGUGAAAACCCUUAGAGACAGCAGCUCAUACAAAUCACCACUUUUGCCAAAAGAAGAAGUUGAAUCAUCAUCUGAACCUCCCGUAGUCAGCAUCGAUCAAUUGUUUGACCAAAACGCUGGCCCCGUAUCGGUGGAUCAAAUCGGCCUCGAACAGUAUGGACUUGUUACGCCACUUUUUCUCGAAAGUGCCUCAUGGCCGGAACCACCUUGGAUGGCACAUUCAUAUGAAAUGGAGGAUCAAGCAGCUGACAGUGAUUAUGGUUCAAGCUCACUCCUCAAUGGACGUCACCUUAAUAAUCCGAUCAACUCUUUUGAGCUGCAAUGCAACAAAAUGGUUCGCUCGAAAUACUACUGCAAAAUUUGCGAAAAACAUUUCUUCCAACGAAAUGUACAUUUACAGCACCACCAACGAUACAGCAAAAUGUGCUUCCAGUGUUUGGACGAAAAGCUGAUUGGUAUCUACCAGAAAGAGUUGGCUUCCGUAAGGCACACCUGUCGCAUCUGCCUUAUGCCGAAGGAAAACUGCGCCGAAUUCCUGCAGCAUGCCAUCAGCCAUCACGCCGAGGAACACCGGGCGCGGGACUCCUACAAGUGCGACCAAUGCGAUAAAGUGUUUAUGCUGAAAAGUGAAAACGGCCGCGGAAGGAUUCACAACUGUGUGCGGAAGUUACGCUGUCCGCACUGCCCGCAGACUUUUUACUACGCGAAAAGUUACCAGAAACACCUCCGGUUCUAUCACAAUGUCGAUCCGCUGGAAGAGACGGGCACGAGAAGGGCAAUAACGAUUCGCGAAAAAACUGUAGGCUGUGAUUUGCCAACUGUCCGGUAA
Sabethes cyaneus is the source of this 1074-nucleotide messenger RNA. RefSeq names its product zinc finger and SCAN domain-containing protein 26-like. Lineage: Eukaryota; Metazoa; Arthropoda; Insecta; Diptera; Culicidae. Gene Ontology annotation, cellular component: nucleus. Gene Ontology annotation, molecular function: zinc ion binding. The record is from RefSeq and is a predicted model, not a curated record. Bases 1 to 1074 code for a protein of 357 amino acids. The transcript is spliced from 2 exons.